This is a messenger RNA of Ananas comosus (pineapple), 2522 nucleotides long. RefSeq lists its product as uncharacterized. The coding region runs from base 835 to 2169 and encodes 444 amino acids. The transcript has a single exon. The record is from RefSeq and is a predicted model, not a curated record. Lineage: Eukaryota; Viridiplantae; Streptophyta; Magnoliopsida; Poales; Bromeliaceae.
AAAUUAAAAUUUUUGAGAUCCAAUUAUGUAUUUAAAAUUUGCUAUAAAUCAGAUAAAGUGUAUCAUGUUUUGACCUUUUAAGUACAAAAACGAAAGAGUCCAAACUAUUGUCAGUUUAUGCCAUUCGUUUGUUUCCAAUUGGCUAAAAACAUAGCUGACGUGGUAGACCAGGUUCAGCUGAUAAUUUAUCUGCAAAUAUGCCACGUAAGCGGGGGGCCACACGCCAGGAUACAUUGAACGUAUCCUUUUUCACUCCCUCCUAAAUUAGAAAAAAAAAAGAGAAAAAGAAAAGAAAAGGAAAAAAAAAGCUCUUGUUUAUUUAUUAUUUAUUUAUUUUCACUAAACGACGCCGAUCGCCAUGGUAGUAGUUGCCCUGCGCGACCUCGGAGCCCACGUUGCCACCAAAAUCUCUCCAAAAAAUCCCCAAUUCCCAACUAGAUUCCUCUCAAAUCCGAAGAUUCGGCGCGAGAUGUUAUUCAGAUGAGUUUAUUUCUCGAUCAGUUUUAGUUAGGGCUAGAGGAGAGAAUUUCUACUAAAUAUUUGCUUCUGAGAUCAAUAAAUGUGUUAUUGUGGUUGUAUGUUGUUUUUUAUCUCUCUUUUGGUAUAAAGUUGUGAUUUUUAUGACUUACUUGUUGUUUUAGCCGACUCUAGGGUUUGAUCUUAGCUUCAGAAAGAUCUGUUUUUGGGUACACGGAAAUCGUUGGGAGCUUCAAUAAAUCGAAACUUUAAUCGUAUUUGUGUAAUUUUGAUCAUUGUGGGACUAAGGUCCAAGUAGUAGUCUGAGUUAUUUGCAGGAAAUUUGUUGUUUAGAAACAAGAAGAAAAAAAAAAAAAAAUGGAGGGAAAUAUACAACCUGGUAAUAUGAUUCCAGGAUCUUCUUAUGGUGUUUUAGAUUUGCAAAGCUCCAUGGAUAUCAAUCACCAAAACCCCUCACACCCACUCUUUCACCCACCUCAGCAACAGCCAAAUAAUUUGGGCUCGGCGCUUAACCCAUCCAUGAAUGGCACCUUUCCUCUUUCAAUGAAUCAUAUGCCCGAGUGUAAUCACCAACACGGUGUUCUUUACAUGGACUAUAGCAAGGGAGAGAGGGGAAAGCAUUCAUUAAGUGACGAGGAGGAUCCUAGCCUCAUGGAGGAGGGAAACGACGGUCAUCAUGAAAAGGGAAAGAAGGGCUCUCCGUGGCAUCGAAUGAAGUGGACCGACGCUAUGGUUCGGCUUUUAAUAACCGCGGUUUCUUAUAUAGGAGAAGAUGCUUCGGCCGAUUGUCAUAUUGGUGGGAGGAGGAAAUUCGCAAUAUUGCAGAAAAAGGGGAAGUGGAAAGCAAUAUCCAAAGUUAUGGUUGAGAGGGGUUGUUAUGUGUCUCCUCAGCAAUGUGAGGAUAAGUUUAAUGAUCUCAACAAAAGGUAUAAAAGGCUUACGGAUAUCCUCGGUAGGGGAACAUCAUGUAAGGUGGUGGAGAAUCCUGCAUUGUUGGACGCUAUGGAUCAUAUUUCGGAUAAAUUGAAGGACGAUGUGAGGAAAAUAUUGAGCUCGAAGCAUCUUUUCUAUGAAGAGAUGUGCUCGUAUCAUAAUGGGAAUAGAUUGAACUUACCGCACGAUCUGGCUCUUCAGCGCUCUUUGCAGGUGGCUCUUAGAAGUAAAGAUGAGCAGGAAAUGAGAAGGGGUGCGAAUGAAGAUGCUGAUGAAGAUGAUCAGAGUGGAGAUACUGAAGAUGAAGAAGAUAAUAAUGGAGAGCAUCAUGUAUUACAUGGUGAUAUGGGUGACUCGUGCUUUAUUAAAAGGAUGAAGCAUGGAAUGGAUAAUGAAGAUAUGGCCUUUGCUGCAAAUUCUUCGGGUUCACAUGAUUGUGCUAGAAAAUCUCCUGUUAUGGGCAUUACUGUGGAUAUGAACCAAGCUUUUCCAGAUGGGUCCAACUUUGCUUUGUCGGAGAAGCAACUAAUGAGUUCUCAUUCAAUUCAACUUGAGGAACAGCGGUUGCAUAUUCAAGUUCAGAUGCUGGAGCUUGAGAAGCAACGGUUCAAGUGGGAGCGAUUCAGUAAAAAGAAGGACAGAGAAUUGCAGAAGAUGAGGAUGGAGAACGAAAGGAUGAGGCUUGACAAUGAGCGCUUAGCAAUGGAACUAAGGCAUAAGGAGAUUGAGCUUGAUCUUAAAUUAACGAGAAACCAGUGAUUCAUGAUAGUUUGAAAGCUGGUAUGCUAUCAUCUUUUACUUUUGUAGUUUUAAGGUUCGGACUUUUGUUCUAUAUUGUAAGCUCCACAAGUGAAAUGGGUGCUGUCGAUAUUAUUGAAUAUGGAAGCAAGUGCUGCACUAUAAGGCACUUGAGGUUGAGAAUAGAUUAGUUAUGUUUAUUGACAUUUGUAUGUUGAGUUAUUGCAGCACGAGUACUUGGAUUAGUUCCUUCUUCUGAAAAUGCUUUCUGUAUUUCUUGUGGCUGCUUAAUUGCUAGAGUUGAUAAGUUAGUAUGUUUCAAAUUAUUGGUGAACCAUGUGGUCACCCUGCUGUUAAUAUCUGUCAUUGCAGUA